Acytostelium subglobosum LB1 is the source of this 1335-nucleotide messenger RNA. RefSeq lists its product as hypothetical. Gene Ontology annotation, molecular function: protein serine/threonine kinase activity; ATP binding. The record is from RefSeq and is a predicted model, not a curated record. The coding region runs from base 1 to 1335 and encodes 444 amino acids. The transcript has 2 exons. Gene Ontology annotation, biological process: protein phosphorylation. Lineage: Eukaryota; Evosea; Eumycetozoa; Acytosteliales; Acytosteliaceae.
AUGGCAGAUAAACAGGGCUUCUUAACAAAGGAAGGUGGCUCAAUAAAGACAUGGAGAAAGAGAUGGUGUGUGCUAAAGAAUGGAUCGAUAUAUUACUCAAAGAAUGCAAACAGUUGUGAAUUGGGAACUAUUCAUUUGAAGAACGUAACAAAUGUAGUACAGAGUCAAAGAAAGAAGAAGAAUCUGUUCGAGGUGGAGACACCCGAUCGCACCUACUACAUGAAGGCCACAUCGCCAGACGAGAUGCAGAGUUGGAUAAACAUACUCAACAAGACACUGGCCAAGAUGAAAUCUAGCGCCUCUGCCGGCCAGCCCACCAAGGAGCGUGUUGGAGUCGAGGACUUUGACCUGCUCAAUGUCAUUGGUAAAGGCAGCUUUGGCAAGGUGCUUCAAGUGCGCAAGAAGGACACUGGCAUGAUCUACGCGAUGAAGGUGCUCAACAAGAAGAACAUCGUCGAGCGCAACGAAGUGGACCAUACACGUGCCGAGAAGAACAUCUUGCAGAAGCUGGUGCACCCCUUCCUCAUCAACCUCAACUACUCCUUCCAGACUGACGACAAGCUAUACUUCAUCAUGGACUACAUCAACGGUGGCGAACUCUUCUUCCAUCUGCAGAACGAGGAGAAGUUUGAUCUGGCGCGCGUCAGGUUCUAUUGCGCCGAGAUCGUCUGCGGCCUCGAGUACCUGCACAACUGCGGCGUCAUGUACCGCGACCUCAAGCCAGAGAACAUUCUGCUCACUGCCGACGGACACAUCUGUCUCACCGACUAUGGCAUCAGCAAAGAGGGUCUGCUGAGCGACGACGACCGCACCGCCACCUUUUGCGGCACGCCAGAGUAUCUGGCGCCAGAGAUCCUCAAGGGAGAGGCCUAUGGCAAGGCCAUUGACUGGUGGUCGUUUGGCACGCUAGUCUUUGAGAUGCUCUCUGGUCUGCCGCCAUUCUACUCCUCAGACAUCCGCAUCAUGUACAAUAAUAUUAUGACCCAGAAGUUAGUGUUCACUCCACAGUUUACCCAGGAAUCAAGAGACUUUAUAACUGCACUGCUCGAAAGAGACCCAAACAAACGACUGAAGGAUGCAAAGGUGAUCAAGUCACACAAGUUCUUCGCAGGUAUCGACUGGGAGAAGUGCGUUAGGAAGGAGCUGGUGCCACCAUUCAUCCCGCCAGUCAAGGGAAAGAAUGAUACGAGCCAGGUGGAUGCAGGCUUUUUGGCCGAGACAGCCAAGCUGUCCGCCGAGAACCACACGUCCAAGCUGAGCAGCUCCCUCCAGAAGAACUUUGAGGACUUUACCUUUGUAAAUGACAACGAACAUCUAAUGCAUAAGAACUUAUAA